Hypoxylon trugodes is the source of this 2636-nucleotide messenger RNA. RefSeq lists its product as uncharacterized. The record is from RefSeq and is a predicted model, not a curated record. Gene Ontology annotation, cellular component: site of double-strand break. The transcript has 2 exons. NCBI's taxonomy places the organism in Eukaryota, Fungi, Ascomycota, Sordariomycetes, Xylariales, Hypoxylaceae. The coding region runs from base 331 to 2478 and encodes 715 amino acids.
GGUACAUGUCUAGGUAUUAAGGUAGGGCAGGCCUACAUUUACCGUGACAUGACGCGCGCGACGUCACAAUCUGAACUUCAACCCUUUCAAAUCCUCAUCUCUUAAAAUCCCUCCUUAUUCCGUCAUCUUCGAAUUACCGAUGCUCUGUUUCCCUAUGUUCGUACUGAUGCAGUCCGUGAACUGGCCGCAAUCCAUCACACACACGAGAGAUCCAAGUCCCUGACACUUUCUAAUUCAAUUCAAUUCGUGAAGAGUUGAAUCCGGCGCAACGAUCAGAUCAAUUUUCAAGCAUACAAAUCACUACGGCAUCCUUUCGUAAGAUAAGCUAGAAUGGCUGCGCACGAAUAUGACGAGAUAGCGGUGAUGGAUGAGGAUAUGAAGGGUGAUAAUGAUAAUAACCAUGGAAACAAUAACAACAAUAUCAAUAUCAGUAGUCACGGGUUUGGAAUAAUCGAACGGUCACCCCUCUCAAAAACUAGAAGUUUGUCGGAUGGAGGUGGAACAACACAAUUAUCUCCAUCCCCUCAUAUUCUCGAAGCCUCACGAAGAACAUCAAAGGACGAUACCGACAGUUCUUUGGUUACACGCGAGAGAACACAAGAUCCAACAUCAGCAUCAGCAUCAUCAGCAGCGGUAGCAAUGGGAACAACAGGAACAUCUACAACAAAUAAUAAUUCUUUAGUCACUCCCGUUACGCCCCGACGACCAGAAUUCCCCAUGCGCGGCCUGUCGCUGCAGAUGUCACAGUGCGAUUCAUCUGUUUCGCCCGCCCAGACGCCCAACCACGUCAAACUCGCCCCUCUUUCCCCGAAACUCGACCAUUCCCAAAUAUAUGCCUCCCCCACAAAUAUCCUCCCGAGACGAUCGCGUGGUCUAGAUUUUUCGAGGGCCGCUACAAGUUUACAUCAUUCUACCCUUGCCGAACAAUCAUCCCCCGAUUCCUCACCUACUAUCGGCGGACGUGCUAUGAACAUACCCGGCCGUAGUACUGGCGAAUAUGGUCAAGAACAAUCUGUAAAUUCCUUGUGGUCCAUGAUGGGUAACCAAGAACGUAUGAAUAUUUCUAGCUCGGUAGGGAGCACCAAUCCUCUAGCUUCCGAUUCUUCCUCGAGCUCGGGUGAUGAUGAUUAUAUGGAUGAAGAGAUGGAAGAUGCCAUUUUCAGUACACCACAAGCAGCUAAGAGCAACCAACAAAUUGGCGGUAUCCUAUCCGGUUCUAUGAACAAUGUCGUCCCGUGGAUGUCUUCAGCAUCGCCUGCUAUCAACAGUCUUCAGAGCUUCCGAACGCGACCGCGAAAACAACCCAGGAAAAGACAACGCGGCCUAGCUGGCUUAGGCUUCAGCCCUGCCGCUCCACAUACAUAUUCCAAGUCACCGCCGAACAACGUCGUGAAGGAGAUUAAAGAUGUUCCUAUCCAUGCACGAAGAGAAAGCAUUAGUUGGGCUGCGAAUCAGUUGCAUAUCUCGGGUAGUGAGAGUGAAGAGAAGUCUAUGGAUGCCGGUGAAGCAAUACCACGAGAUGGUACUAGAGGUGUAGUCAAGCGCGCCGUGACGCGGAGAGGUAGUCUUCUGCCAAAGACGAAAGGCUUCGCGCGUAUCCGUGCCGCACUGGCAGAAGAAAGUACACCGGUAGAUUCCGAAGUCCGCCGAGAAGCCGAAGUUAUCCGUCAAGUUCGCGAGAGUGAUAUGGACCUCGAGCCUCGCGUUACACCUAACCCCCCAGCAUUAGACAUACCGUCUAUGUCUACCGCACAAUCAUCGCCGAAUCUAAAUACCGCCCAAGAAUCUCUCGACGAUACACCGGAAGACGAUAUGAUGACCGACUCAGCAUUAUCAAGCAGUUUUAAGCAACAAGCUAUGAAGAACUCGAAGGGUAAGAACUUCUGGGAAACCUUCUCCGAGACGGGUAGUGUUGCCGGUAGCCGAGUCACACCUCCGCCUUCGUCGUUUAUGCCUAGAGGCUCCUCGUCUGGGAUGAGUGAAGACGUUAAUAUGGAUUCACCAUCCUUGUCGGCGGGUUCCGGUAACAUAGGACCUUUCGGCCCAGGUCCCCUCAAUGCCGGUGGUCCUGGAAGCGAGAGUCAGAAAUCGGAUACCCCUCAACCGGCUUCGGGUUCAGUAUCCCAAGGAGGCAGUGUCCCUCCGACUGCGGCGGAAAUUACUCGCCGUAUUAACAACAAGCGGCGAAGAGACGACGACUUCGACCCGCAUAGUUUCAAGCGAAGAGCUGUGAGUCCGGGCAUGAACAGUGUCCACAACUCACCUAUCACGCAAAGUCCUCUACAACGAGACCUCAACCCUUGGGGCUCUCGACCAGGCAGUAAUCAUGGUGGCGAUAAAGCCUCGGCGACCCCCAGCGAGAAUGGAAGUAAUGGCGGAAGUGGUAGCGGAAGACCUAUCAACGGCGCCAAAGGCCGGGUGGGAUUCCAGGGUAUGGUUGAUACGAAUGAUGGCUUGAUGCGGAUGAGCAUUGAGUAGAUUAGAAGGAGAAGGGCGGUUGUUUUUUGAGAUGAAUCUUGCUUCCGGCAUUAGCAUUUGGAGUUGUGGCAAUGUGAUUUGGAUAUGAACUGCAAGGGAUGCUAUCCAUCCCUUUACCGAUACCAAGAUGGAUCGGGGGAGCCUAGGUCGUUCAGAUG